AUGCGCCGGAAAUUGCGGAAAAAAUGUGUCGGAGAUUGCGGGAAAAUUGUGUCGGAGAUGGCGGAAAUCCGAGAAAUGUGCCGGGAAUUGCGGAAAAAUGUGUCAGGGAUUGCAGAAAUAUGUCGAGAAUUGUGGAAAAAUGUGUUGGAGAUUGCAGAAUGUGUCCGGAUGUAUCAGUUGUACCUUCUUGGUGUUGGAAAACCACUACAGGAAUUGGAGUUUGCUGAAGACGUCCGGAAUCCAGGUGUCAGGAACUUGCUCAAGGUGUUAGUAAUGUACUCCAAGCGUUGGAAACGCACAAAAGAAAUCAGAGAUUUGCUCAAGGCAUUGGAAACCCCCAAAAGACGUCAGGAACUCAUUCAGGGAGUCGGAGACAUCGGGAAUUCGUUGAAGGCAUUGGGUACUCGCUCAAGGAGUCAGGAAUUCAUUGAAGACAUUGGGCAUUUGCUCAGGGAGCCGGAAACUGUCAGGGGCCUGUCAUUCCUGCCAGCAACCUAUCACCUUAACCGAUGUCAGGGAUUCGAUCAAGGCGUCCAAAACCAACAAAAGAUGUUGGGAAUUCAUUGA
Messenger RNA from Coprinopsis cinerea okayama7#130, 567 nucleotides. RefSeq lists its product as hypothetical. The record is from RefSeq and is a predicted model, not a curated record. The transcript has 4 exons. Bases 1 to 567 code for a protein of 188 amino acids. NCBI's taxonomy places the organism in Eukaryota, Fungi, Basidiomycota, Agaricomycetes, Agaricales, Psathyrellaceae.